This is a messenger RNA of Eurytemora carolleeae, 1181 nucleotides long. RefSeq lists its product as uncharacterized. NCBI's taxonomy places the organism in Eukaryota, Metazoa, Arthropoda, Copepoda, Calanoida, Temoridae. The coding region runs from base 29 to 1075 and encodes 348 amino acids. The record is from RefSeq and is a predicted model, not a curated record. The transcript has 10 exons.
GUAUAUUUUUUUUAGAAGUCAGUUAAAAAUGGAGAGUCAGCUAGUAAUCUGUUUUACUGUCCUUAUCACACAAUUCCUUUCAGGAAAUUGCAAGAACUAUCUGAUUGAGACAAAGGAUGAUCUUGGAGCUGUGAAACCAGGAGGAAAGUACGGAGAUUAUUCCAAUACUGGUUAUGGAGAUACCUGUGAAAAAGACUCACAAUGCGGUGAUGGCAAAUAUUGUUGCGAAACCAAAGUUUGCAAAGUAUUACCUGCAUGUGAUGGGAAUAAAGAUUGCCCUGAGGAUCUGGUUUGCAACAAAGACAACCUGUGUCAAAGAGAUGGGAGCUAUGGUGCAGGAAAGUCUGCAGAUUCUGCUGAAGUAGGUUAUGGAGAUUCUGCUGAGAAAGGAUACAGAGAUUCUGAUGAGAAAGGAUACGGAGAAUCUGAUGAGAAAGGAUACGGAGAUUCUGCCAACAAAGGAAAGUAUGGAGAUUAUUCUGACAAAGGUUACACAGAUUCUGCCACCACAGGUUACACAGAUUCUGCUGACAAAGGUUACACAGAUUCUACUGACAAAGGUUAUGGAGAUUCUGCUGACAAAGAUACCUGUGAAAAAGACUCAGAAUGCGGUGAUGGCAAAUAUUGUUGCGAAACCAAAGUUUGCAAAGUAUUACCUGCAUGUGAUGGGAUUAAAGAUUGCCCGGAGGAUCUGGUUUGCAACAAAGACAACCUGUGUCAAAGAGAUGGAAGCUAUGGUGCAGAAACAUUUUUUCUAGGAAAGUCUGCAGAUUCUGCUGAAGUAGGUUAUGGAGAUUCUGCUGAGAAAGGCUAUGGAGAUUCUGCCAUCAAAGAUACCUGUGAAAAAGACUCACAAUGCGGUAAUGGCAAAUAUUGUUGCGAAACCAAAGUUUGCAAAGUAUUACCUGCAUGUGAUGGGAUUAAAGAUUGCCCGGAGGAUCUGGUUUGCAACAAGGACAACCUGUGUCAAAGAGAUGGGAGCUAUGGUGCAGAUUAUGCUGGUGGGACCACACGUAGGCCACGAUCAACAACUCGAAGUUCAGAUUUCAGAAAAGUGUUUGGUAGACUUUCAUAGUAUAUAACUGUAUCAAUUCUUUUUGUGUGAUUAAACAUAAAAAAUUUAACCAUGCAGAAAAUUGUAAUGCUAAAUACUAAAUUAAUAAUAAAUUAAACUUCGUUGA